AUGGACAAGGGAAGUGUUGAAAGGGAAUACAAGAUGUCACCAAAAGCCAUGUUGACGAUCAAAAGAUUCGAGCUUGUUCGUAGCCGUUUAUUCUUGAGUAUCGCCACACAGAUUAUGAUAUUCCCACAAGCCGUGAGGACGACAAGCAACCCAAGACAGAUGAAGCCAAAAAGUUUGGUUCCCUGUAAACCUGUUUCCAUGUCUGAAGUUGUGUUAAUAUGUGGAGUUGUCAUCACGAAUUUAAUUAAUACACCUUGA
Messenger RNA from Paramuricea clavata, 258 nucleotides. The record is from the annotation of a GenBank genome assembly. NCBI's taxonomy places the organism in Eukaryota, Metazoa, Cnidaria, Anthozoa, Malacalcyonacea, Plexauridae.